Molecule: messenger RNA, 1359 nt
Organism: Rhagoletis zephyria (snowberry fruit fly)
Lineage: Eukaryota; Metazoa; Arthropoda; Insecta; Diptera; Tephritidae
Source: RefSeq, a predicted model, not a curated record
AUGGUCAAAGAAUAUUUCGAGCACGAUGACAUAAGUUCUCUCAUGCCAGGACAGAAAGAUAAGAAAUCUGUUAAAAUCGAUGGAAAAUCUGUAAUUUUUCAAAAACGUCUUGUGUUAGGGAAUCUGAAAGAAAUUUAUUCAAAAUUCGUUAAAGAUAAUCCUAAUGUGGCAAUUGGCCUAUCCAAAUUUUGUUCUCUUAGACCACCACAUUGCAUUUUAGCAGGUUCUGGAGGCACGCAUAACGUCUGCACGUGCCCUAUCCAUGAAAACAUAAAACUUAUGACAUUAGGCAGUAAUUUGGUGCUUUUAAUGAAAAAAGAGGAAUAUCCAGUAGUUAAUUACGAAGAUGUUAUAAUGCUGUCGUUGUGUCCCAAUCCGAAGGAGGAAUGUUUUUUCAAUAUGUGCAAGGAGUGUUCAAUCUCAAAAACACUGGAGGGUUUGAUUAGUGCAAUAUUUCAAAAAUACGAAAUUAAUGAAGUUACUUACAAAAAUUGGAAUUCACAACCUAGGACAACGUUGAAAACCAUUUGUAUUUCUACCGAAACGUUUAUCCAAAAUUAUUGUUUGGCUAGCGAAACAUUUCUAAUGCAUUCAUUUAUAGCAAAGGAGCAAGCCAAUUAUUAUAAAACUUUGAAAAACAACUUAGAGAUCGACCAAUGCUUAGUCACUUGCGAUUUUGCUGAAAACUAUGCCUUUAUUGUCCAGAACGCUGUUACUGGAUUUCAUUGGAAUAAUGACCAGGCAACGAUUUUUCCAAUUGUGUUCUAUUACAACGAUGGUGGGAAAAUUAAUCAUCAAACACUUAUUUUUAUUUCCGAUUGUAAAAAACAUGACUCGGUAGCCGUGUAUGUAUUUUUAAAAUCUUUUAAUGAAUGGUUAUCACGUUUCAAUGCAAAUAUUCGCAAAUGCAUUUAUUUCUCUGACGGAGCGCCGCAACAAUUUAAAAAUGUCAAACACUUUACAACUAUAUACAAUCAUGAAAAUGACUUUGGCCGAUCUGCGGAAUGGCACUUUCAUGCCACUGCCCAUGGAAAAGGUCCAUGCGAUGGAGCAGGGGGAGCUUUAAAAAGAAAAGCAAGGAAAGCUAGCCUCCAGAUGACUUCAGAACAUCAAAUAACCACUGCAUAUCAACUGUAUGAGUGGGCUCUGCAAGAUGGCACUUUUCCCAGUAUCGAAAUAGCAUUUUGCAGCGAAACUGAUUACGAAACUGCAGCUGCAUUCUUGAAGGUGCGGUUUGAGAGUUGCAAAACUAUACCAGGUACCCAAAAGCUUCAUUUUGUUAAAGCUGAAACCGACCACAAAUUAAAAGUGAAAACAUACUCCAGCAGCGAAAAAUUUCAAAUCGUGCACUUUAUAUGA